Colletotrichum graminicola M1.001 is the source of this 867-nucleotide messenger RNA. RefSeq lists its product as uncharacterized. The transcript has a single exon. Lineage: Eukaryota; Fungi; Ascomycota; Sordariomycetes; Glomerellales; Glomerellaceae. The record is from RefSeq and is a predicted model, not a curated record. The coding region runs from base 1 to 867 and encodes 288 amino acids.
AUGUCGAAACGCUCAACCUUCACCACUAUCACCCCCCUUCCAGCCGGUAUCACCCGCGAGGCCGUCCUCAGCUUCCUCCACAACCAUCUCGAGAUGAUCGACCUGAACCCCCUCAUCAAGGAGCGCCACAUCAUACCCGCCCCCGCACACGCGCCACCCGAGGAGCACGCCUGCGUCUGGUACUCUCUCACGGAUGAGAUAUCUUAUCUACCCGGCGGCAUGGUCACCGGCGACGUCAGCUACACAUGCUGCUUCCACGACCUGCCCACCGGCCUGCAGACCCACUGCUAUGCCCCGCUGGGCCUCGAGAUCCGCGACAAGUGGACCGUCGCCGGUUGCCUUCCCGGCGAGCCCGUCGAGCCCGUCGAGCUCGGCCUUGGCGCCCCGCAGACCGGCCUAUACAUCCGCGAGGACGUCGACAUGCGCUGCAACGUCUUCACCAGCUCCUUCGUCAAGAAGACGCUCAAGAAGAGCCACGCUCAGCUGGUCGACCGUAUCACGUCCAAGGUCCGCCAGGCGUCCGCCGCGGCGCACCACCCGCAUAGCAGCCAGUAUCCCCCCUCUCUCCCCGGUUCUGCAAACAGCGCAUCAGAUACGUCGCCCCGCCAGUCCUAUACCGACUCCUUGGCCAGCCAAAAGACCUCCCUGCCCUACAGGCCCUCGCAUUCCCACUCUACGCCCGCGCCGGCUGUCGACGACGACACGAGCGCCGCCUACCCUGAACCCUUGCGGAUCCGCCACGCCUCCGCAAACUCGAUCUCAUCUCGAGGGCCCCCACGGCCAGAUUCCAGAUCGCAGAGUGGUGGUAGCAACAACGGCAACAGCGGCGGGACUCUGCAGGGGCCGUUUGUCGCCGAGCUGGAUUGA